This is a messenger RNA of Blepharisma stoltei, 1491 nucleotides long. The record is from the annotation of a GenBank genome assembly. Lineage: Eukaryota; Ciliophora; Heterotrichea; Heterotrichida; Blepharismidae.
AUGAAUCAGGCUUUUCAAGCAUUUUCUUUUACAUAUUAGUGUUGCAUAUGGCUUCUAAUGGGCUAUUAGUUGCCUUAUCAAUUAUGAAGUUUACCGGGUAAACGAGUGCAAGCCCUCGUUUGUGAAGAGCAACACAAUAAGACGCCAUACUCGGACUGGCAAGCAUGCGGUUAAGAGUUAUGGAGGUGAAUGCCGCUCGACCUGUGACCCUGCCGGAGCUUUCGUUAAUCUUAAUUUAUUUUAGUUUAAAUUACCAAGCAAGGCAGUGAAUACUGAGAUUUUUAGGUUAUGCUACCUGCCCAAGUAGAGCUAGAAGAAAGGUAAUAAUCUAAGGGUUAGAACGGCGAUGGGAGUUAGCACUGUGAUUGAAUCGGCUAUGAAUUCCCCAUGAAUAAGCCUUAUUUACAGAAGCUGGAAUGAAGAUGAUAAACUUAAGAUCUCAUUAAAUUAAGUCGGCAAAAUCAUUUGCCAAAGGUACUAAUUGCCGGAAAUGCACUCAUAAUCAAAGGCUUGCUAAAAGCAGUUCUAGGCUAUAAAUCUGCAGUAAGCAAUCAACAAAAUAAAAGAAAAUCUCCAACCUCAUGCAGAACACCAAGCACAAGUUCUAGAUCAGAAAUCAAUAAUACAAAAGAAAAGACGUUGAAUGAUUAUCGUGAAAUAAUCACACAAGCAAAAUCUUUCAUAAAUUUAGUUUCUCACCGACAAAAGCUCAGAGAUCUUCUUACUCCCCUUCCUUAAGCGAACAGAAUAUUUUUGUUGGAGAUGGCUAAAAAUUAUUAUAAAUUUUAUAGUAAUUUUUUUUUUUGAAUUUAAAAAAUCCCAAAUGGAAAAACAAAAUUAUAUUUUAAAAUUCAUCACAUUAACUCUACUUUUUGCUAUAAUUUUAUUACUUAUUAAAAAAAAAAUAUAUUAAAAAAAUUUUUGUUUUAGGAGGGUGGAGCUAAGAAGACUAAAAAAACGGCAAAAUCUCCAAGCUUGUUUUUAUUAAGACCAAGUUCUGACAUGAAUGAGUUCCCAACUCUUAAAAAAAGCAAAAAGAACUCAAGAUCGAUAAGCGUUUUAGCAAGAAAUAAAUGCAAACUAGUUCUUGAAAAUAAAAAGCCAUCGGAGGAAUAUAGAAAAAGUGGCAUUUCUUGGGUUCAUUAUCAGCCGAUAGCAAAACACAACGAAACACCUCAUAAUAGGGCAAGAAGUGUCCACCUUAAAACUACUAUUAUUAACGAAAAAACUAGAAGAUCUCCUUCGCCAGAGCAAAUUGCAAAAAAGACUGCUUCUAUAAUAUUUAACUCGAGACCAAUUAGCAAUAACGAAAUAAAAAGAGCGCUAUCAAAUCCAAGGCAAAAUAAAGAAUGCUUAAAAACAGAUAACAUAGAUUCUGAAAUUGAAGAAAGCGAUUAUAUCAAAACAUUGCUAAUUCCAACAUAUUCAAAAUAUGAAUAUGACAACACUGAAGAUGAUAGUCCAACUUCAGGAUUUAAGCCGAGAUAUUAA